GUUCCUUGAACUUCCUCAAAUUCUUGUCCAUAGAAUCAGGCAAGAUGGUACGCAGACUAAAAUACAUGCUGAGAGAAGUUCAGGAACAACACGUCCAGAAUAUAUCUCAGACUGGUCAAAACGUGGACCUGGGUGCAGGUGUACUCGUCCGCCAAACCAAGCUAACACGACUGGAGCAGACAUACAAAGACCAGCCGUCCAAGUUUGCGAGGUCCCUGAUGAGGGUUUUGUUCACGGACGAGGAGAUGGUGAACAAGUCCCUUUUUGGACUGCAGGCCAACAGCAACAAGGACAAGGAAGCGAAACCGGCCCUCGAUCCAGCACGUGUGAAGGCUGUGCUAGAACACACCAGCGCCACUUUCAGGUGCUCAGAGGCACCCCUGAAACGGAGCCUCAGCUCAAUGCUACAAAAGCUGAACGCAAAGCAUGCUGUAGAUAAAUAAAACUAGAUAAAUCAU
This is a messenger RNA of Ornithodoros turicata, 458 nucleotides long. RefSeq lists its product as uncharacterized. Gene Ontology annotation, molecular function: DNA binding; transcription corepressor activity. Bases 45 to 443 code for a protein of 132 amino acids. The record is from RefSeq and is a predicted model, not a curated record. Gene Ontology annotation, cellular component: nucleus. Gene Ontology annotation, biological process: negative regulation of Notch signaling pathway; positive regulation of neuron differentiation. Lineage: Eukaryota; Metazoa; Arthropoda; Arachnida; Ixodida; Argasidae. The transcript is spliced from 3 exons.